This is a messenger RNA of Gastrolobium bilobum, 2000 nucleotides long. RefSeq lists its product as uncharacterized. Lineage: Eukaryota; Viridiplantae; Streptophyta; Magnoliopsida; Fabales; Fabaceae. The transcript has 9 exons. Bases 369 to 1445 code for a protein of 358 amino acids. The record is from RefSeq and is a predicted model, not a curated record.
ACGUCUCUCUCUCUCUCUCUCUCUCUAUCUUUGUCUGUCGACUCAAUGUAACUUGUUUAACCUUUGCUUUGAAGAAUGAAGAUCCUUCGCCCUCUGUAAUUUCAGCAAUACCACUAUCAUUUCUAUUUCUAUCUAUCUCUGAUUCUCUGACGUAAAUAUCAUUUUCUACUCUUCCUGAAAUAUCUCUUAAACCUCCUCAAUGCUUCAUUUCCAUUACACGGAGGAUUCUGAACUUAACAAAUAGAUGAAAACUACUUCAACUUGAGGCUGUUAUAGACAUAUAUGCAAAAUAUCUUGAAUUCAAAGUGUGGCAGUUGGGCAUUUCCUAAAUUUCCCAAAGACAUGCGGUCAGCCUAUUUUCAGCAGAAAUGAAGAACUUGCAGAGCACACAAGAAUUACAGUCUUCAGCUCAAGCUUCUCAUGAGUCCCAGAGUGAACAACCAAACAAUCACACAACUGAUGUUCCCGUCAAAGACUCAGGUUCACCAUCUGCUUCAAGCAAUGAAAGCAAAAAAGUUUCACGGCAGGAUAUUGAGCUUGUCCAAAAUCUAAUAGAAAGGUGCCUACAAUUAUAUAUGAAUAAAGAUGAAGUGGUCAAAACACUCUUGACUCGGGCAAAGAUAGAUCCUGGAUUUACAACUCUGGUAUGGCAGAAGUUGGAAGAAGAGAAUGCCGAUUUCUUUAGGGCCUACUAUAUCAGGCUAAAAUUGAAAAAGCAAAUACUUUUGUUCAAUCAUUUGCUUGAGCAUCAGUAUCAUCUGAUGAAGUGUCCCUUGCCUACAAAGGUUCCAUUGGCUCCUAUACAGAAUGGAAUCCAUCCAAUGCCUGUCAACAACCUACCUAUGGGAUACCCAGUGCUACAGCAGCAUUCCAUUCCAGCAGCCAUGGGCGGUGGCAUAUCAAGCUGUCAUGUGGUUAAUGGAGUCCCAGCACCCAGCAACUUUCAUCCCAUUCGGACGAAUUCUGGGAAUGGUAUGGUGAUGGACCACAGUGCUCCCGGUAUUGCUCCUAUUAUUCCACCAAAUAGUGCAAUGUCAUCCUUAUCAGAAAUGCCAGUGAGUCCGGCAUCAGUAGCAUCCAGUGGCCAUUUCCCCUUCAGUACGUCUGAAAUAUCAGGAAUGGGCACAGAUACAUCUGUUCUUGAUACGGCAUUUACAUCUGAUGUGGCAAACUCUGUAGGACUGCAACUUGCACCAGAUAACGGCACUGGCAUUUCUAGAUCACUGGAUCAAAUUCAGUGGAAUUUUAGUCUAUCUGAUCUAACAGCGGAUUUGUCAAACUUGGCAGAUCUCGGAGCUCUGGGGAACUAUCCUGGUUCACCAUUUAUGCAGUCCGAUUCAGAUAUUUUGCUUGAAUCUUCAGAUCAAAAGGACAUAGUGGAUGACUUCUUUGUUAAUACAGAGCCCCCAGGGUCUCAGUCAGACGAGGAGAGAGAUCUUAAAUGAAGUUGAGGCAUGUUAUGUUUCACCUUAAAAUUGUUAGUUUAGGUAAAAUUAGGAUUAAUAAAUGCUCGGCAUACAAGCUUACUGUUAAAGUGUAGGCAACCUGAUGUAUAAUAUCAUCAGCAUGAAGAUAGAAAAUGUCAUUUGCUAACUGUAGUUGUAAUCUUUUUAAUUCUUUUGAGAAAACUGCUAUUUGGGAAAGUUGGGGACUGUUUAGGAUGAAAUUGAUGCAUUUGGAUAUGUAUUGGUUGGAUCCUUGUCAACGUGAAGGUUGAUGUGAUUCUACUAGAGAGUUUCACAUUACAGUUAGUGACGAUGCAGAAUAAUUUUACUUUGUUGGAGAUGAAGUGUAACUGCAAUUUCUUGUCUUUAGUAAGGUACAGGAGGUUUUUAUAUCAUAAAAACUCUUGUUUCUGUGUCACUAGCUAUAUAAUAGGGGUGGAAAAUUAUGAAGGAAUAUCGCCCAUGCAUGUUUGUGCUUGUGGCAAACAUUGGUGGAGCGUAAUUUUAUGUUCCCCCCAGUUCAUGAUUAUUAUGGACAUUUAACAGACGUGUAUA